CCAUUAAGAUUUUGACAUCUCUAUUGUCAAAUUGUUUGUUUCUAUUCGAAUUUUGAAUAUAUAAAAAAUAUAUAUACAGCACGGGAGAGAAAUCCCGAAAUCGAACACCGUGACCUGAACCCGUCUACCUGCGGGCGCAGAUUUCCGCGAAGGUAGCCGCGGAUCACAGGCAGAACACAGUUUUCUGGCCGUGGAAUAUUUAUAAGAACCGACGCGCCAUCGAUACCAGCCAGACCAUGGACACUUCGGAUGCUGUAAAUACGUGCGCGGAGGAGCGCUGCAGAGAGCAGCUGCAUUGUUCCCUCUCCUCCGUGGACCUUGAGAGCGAAAGCGACCUUUCGCUGGCCUUCGAGCGCGAGGAAGCGUCCCCCGUGGGCAGCUGCGACGAGCUGCCGGCCUUCGAAAUCCGCGCCUUCUCCCCGCAAGGACGCACCCCGUCGCCGAUCGACGACCUCAACCUCUCGGACAUCGAGACGCCGAAGCAACAGCUCCUAUCCCGUACCCAGGAGUUGGAGACACGCCAGAACAAUCCCGAGUACGUGGCCCUGCAUGAGAUCAACGCCCAGAUUAGCCCGCCCAGCGACGCCGACGACUCUGGGGCCACACUGAGCCGCAGCAACAGUCUAGAGACCAUCUUCGAAGGCGUCUUUCUGAACACCCCUCCGCGCGAGAAGGGCACCAAUGGCAGCCCGAACUCCAGCUCUUCGCGCUACACGCCCAAGCGCAGUCGGUCCAAUCUCAUGGAACUGAUGGCUAUCGGUAAUCGCCUGCACAGCGGCAAGGAGAACCAAUCACCGGGGUCCGGGCGAGUGACCAGCUUGCAGGACCCCACCUAGUGGCAAUUGCGACCACGAUCAUGACCAAAACCACGGAGCACUCGCUCAGACUGCCAUCAAUGUUCUAGACUAAGAAACAAAGUAAAUGUAAGUGGAGACAGCAUUCCACCAGGCGGGCGGGUGUACGCAACGUUUUUGUGUAUCCUUCCCGGAACAGAAAAAAACCGAAUUGAAGUUAUUAAUUUUUAUGGUUAAUAAAGAUUGUCUUUCCAUGUUUCAAACAUAA
Molecule: messenger RNA, 1062 nt
Organism: Drosophila kikkawai
Lineage: Eukaryota; Metazoa; Arthropoda; Insecta; Diptera; Drosophilidae
Source: RefSeq, a predicted model, not a curated record